Penicillium alfredii is the source of this 1650-nucleotide messenger RNA. RefSeq names its product putative peptidyl-prolyl cis-trans isomerase (gene cwc27). The coding region runs from base 1 to 1650 and encodes 549 amino acids. The transcript has a single exon. NCBI's taxonomy places the organism in Eukaryota, Fungi, Ascomycota, Eurotiomycetes, Eurotiales, Aspergillaceae. Gene Ontology annotation, cellular component: catalytic step 2 spliceosome. The record is from RefSeq and is a predicted model, not a curated record. Gene Ontology annotation, biological process: protein peptidyl-prolyl isomerization. Gene Ontology annotation, molecular function: peptidyl-prolyl cis-trans isomerase activity.
AUGUCUUCCCAUUACGCCAGCGAACCCAAUCCCACCGCGUCGGCCACACUGAACACGACCGUCGGCCCCAUCCAAAUUGCGCUGUUCGCAAACCAGACUCCUCUGGCAUGCAAAAACUUCCUUCAGCACUGCAAGGAUGACUACUAUGCCGGGACGAUCUUCCAUCGAGUGGCCCCGGAUUUCGUGAUACAGGGCGGUGAUCCGACGGGCACAGGGUCAGGCGGCACCUCCAUCUACGAGUAUCCCGAGUUUGAAUAUGAUCCUGAGGCUCGAGACCCAAACGAGCGGGUGGUCCUGCGCGAUGAGCUACACAGUCGGUUGCGGUUCACUCGCCGCGGGCUGGUGGGAAUGGCCAAGAGCGAGGACGGGGCCUAUGGCAGCCAAUUCUUCAUUACGCUGACCAACACGGAGCGUGAGCUGAAUGGGCAAUGUACUCUUUUUGGGCGAUUGGAGGGCGACAGCAUCUUCAAUGUGCUGAAGAUCGCGGAUGCGGAGCGCGUCGAAGGCACCGAGCGCCCCGUCUUUCCGAUCAAGGUGACCUCCUGCGAGGUGGGAGAACUGGGACCCUUGGAGGGUAAGUUGAAAGACCGAAAGACUGUCUCAUCUGCGACAGCGGGCAAAGUGGACGAGAAGCAUGCCCCGAAGAAAAAGAAGAAGGCAGCCAAAGCCGGGAAAGCGCUGUUGAGCUUUGGCGGCGACGAGGGCGAUGAAGAAAUGCCUAUGCGGCCGGCGAAGCCGAAGUUCAACAUCAAACUGGUCGCGGAUGUGCCAGGUACAACCAAUGAUACAGAAAAAGCGCCCAAAUCCCCAUCAGCAAAGCCUACGCAGCCACGCAAGCGGCCUCGCUCGCCAUCGCCGAAACGAUCCCCAUCAGAAGACCGCAGACAACGUCCCAAAACGCCAGACCCUCAGACUCAACUACCUCUACGCGAUCCCGAAUCCCCAGUCCGGUCUCCGAGCCCGGUUCCUCAUCCUGCAAAAGAAUCCAAGCUCUCGCGCACAAAUGCCGAGAUUGAAUCACUCAAGGCCUCCAUGCGCCGCCACGUUGACACGGGCCCAUCAGAUACCGGACGCAAGAAAACCGCUCUCGAAACCAUGAUCCCCUCGACCGCCAUUCGCGGUCGGAAACGACCACCACCAGGGUCCGCCAAUGGCGCUGCACGAGGCAAUAGCAGUGCGGAGAACGAAGCAUUAAACCUCUUCAACGCCUUCAAAGCCAAGCUAGAAGGCGCCGACUUGCAACCCGCCACCAUGGCCUCCCAUGGUAGUGGGUCACGGCCGGACCCAAGCCAAAAACCAACACAGGAUGCAGACGACGAGGAAGCACAACUCUGUGACCUGCAUUUCAUCGCCAAUUGCAAAUCCUGCCAGUCGUGGGAUCAGCCAGAGUCUACAGCGGAUGAAGCGAGUCGCGAAGACCAGGGCUGGCUCACGCACGAACUUCGGUUUGGCAAAGAUACUUUGGGCAAGGACCUGAACUGGAAGCGUGAACAUCCAGACGACGCGGACUCACUGAUGGUGAUUGACCCUCGCGAACGCGAGAAGGAAGUGGUUGGCGGGCGCCGGCGUGGAUUGCAGCGAGACCACGAACGAGAGCGCAAGCGGGAACGAGCGGGCGAUUUGGAGUGGGAUCGUACGAGGGAGCGGUAG